This is a messenger RNA of Hemiscyllium ocellatum (epaulette shark), 4848 nucleotides long. Its product is annotated as caveolae-associated protein 4-like. The record is from RefSeq and is a predicted model, not a curated record. Gene Ontology annotation, cellular component: cytoplasm; caveola. Lineage: Eukaryota; Metazoa; Chordata; Chondrichthyes; Orectolobiformes; Hemiscylliidae. Bases 317 to 1363 code for a protein of 348 amino acids. The transcript has 2 exons. Gene Ontology annotation, biological process: regulation of gene expression.
CAGCUGUUCGAUCACCAGCGUGAGAGUCAAAAGGUAUUUUCCACACUCAGGGUUAGAAUCCAUCUUCGUGUACACAAGCAUUCAAGUAAUUCAAGAUGGAUGCAUGACAGCCGUAAAACAUGGGCAGCUUCCAGAGGUAGGUGGAGUCACACACUGCCCAUUUAAUCUUGGAUCAUCUGUGAGAAUGGCUGGUUGAUGAAUCACUGCCAACACAGAGUGGAACACAGCAUUGGUUCUGGCCCCUCUAGCCUACACUCACAUAAAGUUCAUGUUUUAAAUUAGACACAGGAGGAGAGCUUUCUGAACCACCAGCAACAUGGCUGAGGAACGAGUGUAUUCAGACUCUAGCAACCUUGCUUUUGGUAUUAAUCCCACUGCUGGAGAUGAAGGGGAGGCUUCUCCACUUGACCCAUUAACAAUAUUAACUCUCCUGGAAAAAGUGGCUGGGAUUGUUGACAGCGUUAAUGAAACUCAGCGGAAAAUGGAGCAACAACAACUGGAAAUAGAAAACACUGUUAAAGAGAUACAAAUUGAUGUUGCAAAGCUUAAUAAGGCUCACCUGACCACAGACACGACAGUCUCAAAGUUACUGGUGAAAACCCAGAAGAUCAACGCUAAUGUUAAAGAUGUGAGACAACGACUGGAUAAAACAAACGCUCAGGUCAAAAAGGUUGAAGGAAACCAUCGUGAGCUGCUCAAAAGGAAUAAAUUUCGAGUGGUCAUUUUCCAGGAAGAAAAUCAAAUGCCCUCCUCAGUAGUCUAUAAAAACCUGCCUCAUGAAGGGAAUGUGGCAGCAGCAGAAGGAGAACACACAGCAACUGCAGCCACACCACCACCAGACCUCUCUUCCGAUGAAGAAUUUGUUUAUGAUGAAGAAAGUACAAGUGCGCGCCUCAGAAAAUCAGGCAUGAAGCGGGUGGAUAGUAUAAAGAAAGCUUUUUCAAGGGAAAACAUGCAGAAAACCAAACAAAACUUGGGGAAGCAGAUGAAUCGGCUCAGUAACACAAUAGUCCCUCCCGAACGGAGAGAGAAGAUCAGGAUUUCAGGAGAGAGAAUCAAAAAGUCCAUCGUUGAUUCAAAACCAUUUCAUAUGAACAUAAAAAAGAAGAAUGAAAGAAGUGGGGCUGAAGGACAAGAGGUUGCUGUCAAAGGUGUAGGUGAGAGUUCCAAGGGCGAGGUGACAGGUACAGAAGCAGCAAAGGAAGUGGACACACCAGGAGCUGCUGAAGUAGAUGAAGAUAGUCUCCCAGCAAUGGUUACAAAUGUUGCCAAUACAGAACCAGUUGUAGUAACAAAGGAAAGAAAAGGUGAUGAGGCAGUACCUACAGUGGCAGAGGUGAAGCAGAGUCCUGAGUUCAGCUAAAGAAAGACUUAAAGCUGCGUUACUUAAUAGCCACAGAAAGAGCUAGUAUCAAAAUUAUGAUGUCAAUACAUCUACAAAAUGUUCCUGCAUAUCAAAUCAGACUCAUUCAAUGAUUCAGAUUUUUAAAAAAAAUUUGGCCAUAUUUUUGAUGAAGCGUCACAUUUGUGUCCAAAGUGCCAGUCCUUUCACAUACACACACCCUGCAGCAAGCUGGACUGGACCUCAGAUGACCGUGGAUCAGUCUUCUGUACUUCUUGUCCCCCUGAUAUUUGUGGAAGUGUGACCAGAAGAAUUGUGAAGAUUGGCAGGAGGUUUAUUAUUGAAAAAAAAUAACUAAAACAUGGGAAGGUUUUUGUUUUUAAGAAUAGACCUUAGGAGAAGGACAGCAUUAUUCAAUUUUGUAUUUGAAUCUUGAAGUUUAUAUUGUUUUGAAUUGGGCUGUUAAGUAGUACAGUUUUAAUUCUUGUCAAUCCCUCAGCUCUCCUCACAUAGUGUUAUCAGUAUUUCUUUAUGUCACGUCAGGUAGCUUUAGAGGAUGUUGAAAAAAAAUCUUAUUUCGUUGUUGUCACCAAUUGAAACAUUGAGUAGUUGUUACUCAGGCCUCAGAAUAGGUGAAAUAAACAGUUGCUGUAUAUUGGGCAAAUGAUAGUUAAAAAUGUGGCAUUAGACAAAAGCAUUGUUCUCUAAAAAUCCAUGGACAUUUACCAUAUUCCAUCCCACAGGGAAAUUGUUAUAUCCUCUGUAAUCACAUUGCUGAGAGGUUUAGAAACAUAUUACUACAAUUUAGAUAUUUUUCAAAACUCUAUUGCUGCACAAACAAAAUCAGAACGAUUCAAAUACUUGUUUAUUUAGGCUAUUUUACAAAUUGUCUUUAAUAUAAAUAUUUAGCUAAAAUGAGCAUGUUUUUGAAGUGUGUAACCUGCGUAUUCAUAUUUGUAUCUUUAGUUUUCAAACUGAAAUAGAUGUGUCAUUGUAUAUGUAAAAUAGAGUGAUUUAGUUUAAUAUUCUUUGGUGUACUUUUCAUGUUGUCUUUUCCCAAGUGUUCAUUGUGGUGUGCAUGUGCAAAUACUCAGUGAUGACUGCAAGCACCAGAGCGACAUGUUUAGCUUUGGGGUGUUUCCAGUGUUAUUUGUAGAAAGCAUAAGUCAUGCAGUUGGACAUUCAAGUGAAUAAAGUACUUUUAGUUUGAGCAGACUAAUCUAUUAUACUUCAUGUAUAUUGAUUAAGGGAUUUAGUCCGUAGAAUUGGGAGUCACUUAAGUUUACCCAUUUGCUUAAAAUUCGGCAUAGCUGACAAGUGCCUGAAUUCACUUUUCAACUUUCUUCCAUUUGAACCCCUCUUCCUCUGGAGCUGCUGACUCCUGCUAAAGUAUUGUGCCAUGGGCGCUGGAAGCCCAAUGGUGUUUAGGUUGAGUAUCCAUUCUACACACGUGAGCUUGUGCAUCGAAUGUUGGCAGGCAAUUUGACAGGAGAGAAGGGAAUCACUUAAUCCUGUCCCUGCCCAACUGCCCUGCAAGCAAACCUUCCAGCAGCAGUCAUUGGACAGUGAACAGGAGCAGGAAUCCUGGCCAUUUUCCUUUCCCUAUCUUAGGGAUGCUGAAGUAACUGAUUAAUAAACUAUUGUGCAUUUCAACACUUAUCUUUCUGAAUAACAGGAAAUAUUAAUUUAAAUUUGUCAUAUUUUCUUCCUUCCAACUCUCUUUGUCUGACCUUUUAAGUCUUAUUUUUUAUUGAAGUCUUUAUGCACACGCUACACAUUGGACCCAAGUUAAAUGAUGGACAACUAUUUGCUCCAACUUUGUUCUGUAGUGACCACACGCACUGAUUGUUUCCUAUCCUUGUGGGGAAAUGUCUACUGAAGAGUGCCUGACAGAAACUUCACUGAAUGUGGGCUUCAAGUACAAAACUGCCUCCUCUAUGUGUGAUGACAUUGAUAUCUUAAUAUAAAUAUCACCAAGUUCAAAAAAAAUUAUUAGCCAUGUUGGUACACAAUAGUUUUAAUAUUACAUGUACAAUGGAUUACUUGCAUCAGGCAUAUGUUGCAGGUUGUUCUGAAAUUACUGUGUAUUAACUAAUUGUUCAUAGUUGACCAUCAUGAUAUUAUAAGCAGUAGACAGGCCCCAAAGGAUUAGUGCAAAAAAAUUAUAAGGUAUGCAGAUUGUCUCUUUUUAAAUGAUCUGGUCCAUUUGUAUAUUUGUCAGAAGAACUAGCUGAGAUAAAGAUACAGGAUCAUCACUAAUUUAUGUUUAGUUAGGCCUCAGCUGCUAUUAACAGUUAGAUUGUAGAAGUAAGAUUUGUGAUCUGUAAACCUCAAUGUCGAAGCACUGUGGCUAUAACUUGUCAAUUGUGGCAACAACAUACAGAUUCCUACACUUGGGAGCUGGUUCAAAACCUUGAGAAUGUAGGACACAAUGUAGAAUGUUGCUGGAACAGCAAAAACAAGUGAAAAAGUGGAUAAAAAGCUGAAAACAUGAUGGGAGAAAUAGUAUGAUGUAUAGCGUAUGGGAAUGAAAAAUGGAAAAACAAAGAGGUGAGACCAUCGCAAAAAAGCAAAAAAAAAACUGAUGAAACGUAACAUUUAAUUAUAUGAGAAUUUGAACGGAGAAAGGAAGGAAAGCAGAAUUUUAUUUAAUGUUAGAGAAAUAGAUUUUUAUUUGAGAGAGACCGUACAUGUGGUAUGCAGGUACAGAGAUAUUGAAGCUAGUGUAGUUUGUGUUUCUCUGUAUACAAUUCAUUAUUUUAAACCCAUUCCUUCCCUGAAUCUAAAGACAGAGAAAAGUUUUCAGGGUUGAUGUUAUGCUCAUAGUUUCUCAUGUAUAAUGUUGCAUAUAGAUAUAAUUGGGUUCCCACUGAAUAAAUAUUAAAAAAACACCCUCACAUUUAAUUUGCAUUCUUGCAUAUUAGUUAAGCACUGUUACUUACAUAAACACCAAGAUGGCAAACACUAGGGAAUCUGAGACAGCAGCUUCCAAAGUCCUGCAGCUAUACAUAUGUAUCAAUUUACACGUGUUAGCACCAGCUUUGAAAGUCAUGUUUGCUACAACAAGAAAUGAACUCAGAAGUGGGACAUGGAACAAAAUGUUACAGCAAUCUGUCAUUUUAUGGUAAUCAACAAGAUUUCUCACAGGAGAAUAAUAACUAGACAGAAGCCGAGAAAAAUCCGGUGUGAACCGGAGAUACCUAGUAAAAUUUGACAAAAGCAAAUUUCAAGUGUCAGUAGAGCACAAUACAAUUCUUCCAUCCUAUUCCACCUUUUUAUCGAUCAAUGCUUUAUGAAGUAACAUUGUAUAUGAAAAAUAUUUUAAUGCUCUUCAUGAAUUUUAUUGAUGACAUGAUUGGAAGCAGAAGUUAAUUAGUUCUCUGGAGGAAUACAUUUGACUGCCUUAUUCCCUUCUAAUUCUUGGUGUUUGGUGUUUAUACUUCAUAUUAUUUUUGGUUUUGGAUGCAAUUUCUGUACAUUAACUCAAUAAAGAAAAGAGCCUACAA